Molecule: messenger RNA, 775 nt
Organism: Salvia splendens (bonfire salvia)
Lineage: Eukaryota; Viridiplantae; Streptophyta; Magnoliopsida; Lamiales; Lamiaceae
Product: RING finger protein 11-like
Exons: 3
Coding region: 38-673 (211 amino acids)
Biological process (GO): ubiquitin-dependent protein catabolic process
Cellular component (GO): nucleus
Molecular function (GO): ubiquitin protein ligase activity
Source: RefSeq, a predicted model, not a curated record
UCCAUUUCAUAUUCAACCACAGUAAGAAACCAACACCAUGAGUGGAAGCUUCCGACCUCCCGAAAGUUGGCCGUUCGGACAGGAGUACUGGAUAUAUCUUCCUGUUAAUCGAUCCGGCCUGCUUCCUCCGAUCAGAUCUCUGAAUCCUAGAGCAGGAACAAGAAAUCCAUGGCUGUUAGUUGAGGAGAGAUUCAAUGGAGGCCAUGAUCAUGGUUUCGCGAGUUUCCCUCCACCGGCAGCCCCUCAUCCCGUCCACCUCAUGGAGGACUCGUAUCCGGCGGCGUACCACCAGCCGUGGAACACGCGGUCAUCCGCGGAGGAGGAGUCGAAGCUGAGCCCAGAAGAGCAGAAGCAGGCAGUGAACAAGCUGAGGAAGCAGCUCUACAGCCCCCACAUAUACAACAUAAUCAAGAGAUUGGGCAACAAGUCCGCCGCGGCUGCCACCAGCGACGACGAAGGCAAAAGGUGCGCCGUCUGCCUCGACGAUUUCGAGACAAAGCAGUUCGUGACAAUCACUCCUUGCAACCACAUGUUUCAUGAGGAAUGCAUCGUUCCCUGGGUCAAGACCCAGGGGAAAUGCCCCGUCUGCAGGUUCGUCAUUGUCGAACGCGCUCACUCUAGAGCCACCGCCUCCUCCAGGCGCGGCCGCACCGAGAGGAGCCUCCUCUUUUAGUUAUUUAUAUUUAUCAUGUACUCGUAUUUCAAUUUCAUCGCGACUAUAUAUAUACAGGGGCGGACGCAGAAAAAAAUAUGAUUGGGGGCUGUGAUUUCUAAA